ACCAUACGGUGGGCGCCGGGAGACAGAAAAGGCCGGGGCGGCUGGGCGAUGAAACGCGCUUCUGCUCCGGGAUGGAGGGGCCGGGGCAGCCUGAGCCUGAAGAAGUAGGAAUGACUGAAGUGCAGGAGCCUGUUGAAUCACCAACAGCAGUGAUUGAGUCACCUGGGGACGAGUCACCUAUAGUCGAAUUGCCAACAUCAGUGGACCAGUUACCUACAGAUGAAUUGCCAGGGUCUGUGGCCGAAUCAUCUGUGGCUGAAUUGCCAACAACUGUGGUCAAAGCACCUGUGACUGAACCAGCAGAGACUGUAGUCAAAGCACCUGCGGCUGAAUCAGCAGCAGUGGUCGAAUCACCAGAAGUUGAAAAGCCUAUGGUGUAUGAAGACCCCUUUGAAGUUUCCCUUAUGUACAUGGAGAAACAUAACAUUCUGCACAUAUUUCAGGAGAUCACUGAAAACUUGGUGUAUGAGAAGCCCGAUGACCCCUUGCAGUUCAUGUUGCUGCAGGUGCAGUCCAUGAUGAACAAGCAGCUGGAAAUGGAGGAGGAGGAGGAGGAGCUGGGCGGUGACAGCUUCUACACAGCAGAGAACUUUCCUGGUGGCUACCAGUGACCUUGGCAACAUGGUUGUUAGCACAGGGCCUCUGGCUAACACUGCACUUGCACGCUUGGUAGAAAUGGUUUUGAACAGGUCUGAUGGUAACUGAGCUUCCUGGCUUCUCUUGUUCUGGGUGCUGUGCUUCCAAUUGCUUGUAAAUUAUGCAACUGCAUGUUAUCGAUACACAAACCUCCUAAGAAACACACACACACGCCUCUGAACAUUCCUGCCGAACCCACCACAUAGCAUGUACGCACAGAGGCUACUUUUCUGUGAACACAGACUCUACAGCUCUGAUCACACAUAUACACAGACAACAGCACAAACCCACAGCAACCAGACUUAAUGGCUAUAGAUCCAACCACCCUUGAACACUUACACACGUUUCUACCGUCUCUGUUCUGUUUUGGUGGGUGGUCUGUCCUAAACUGUCAUAUAGCAAUCCACUAUAUAACAGUUUGGAACUCCAGUGUCCACACUGGGAGGGGCUGUCUCUGUCCCUCUCCCUCCCAGAACCCCCUUGUCCCACACUGGAAGGGGCGGUUUCCCCCUCAGCUAUCCCUGCUGAGUUCAGAUCACUCUGUCCUUUUGUAUUCUUCUCUCUGCCAUGGCAUGUACAAUUCCUAUACACACACAACUAGAAGGUGAAGUUAAGGUUGCAGGGACAUAUGUGUGGCUUCAGAGCAUAUCACCUCUUAAAAAUACUAGUUGAAUAAAAAACAAAAACAACUGUUAGAAACCCAGGAAAUUUAGAGUUAAAGGGUACUUCUCAAACAAGUAACUCAAAUUACCGUUUAUCUU
This is a messenger RNA of Caretta caretta (loggerhead turtle), 1397 nucleotides long. RefSeq names its product testis expressed 55 (gene TEX55). Gene Ontology annotation, cellular component: nucleus. The record is from RefSeq and is a predicted model, not a curated record. NCBI's taxonomy places the organism in Eukaryota, Metazoa, Chordata, Testudines, Cheloniidae.